AUGACUAGCGUGGGAUACGAGGCAGGGACAGUCACGGAACGAAGUGAGGGCGCAAGAUUCGAUGCGCGCGAUUGGGGCGUGGUAGUGAGAAGGAGAGGACGUCUUGGAGGGUGGGCCACUAGCAAGGCUGUCGGGCAAGUCUCCACGAAGGAUGGUGAGACCCAAGGAAGCAAGCAACAGAUUCAAGUCAGCACUCAGCCUAACCUUUGCGGAAGUGGAUCGAUCGCGCGUUCCGCUGCGGAGUCCCCCCUAGCACGUGACCGCUGCCUAGAAAAUCCCUGA
Penicillium angulare is the source of this 282-nucleotide messenger RNA. RefSeq lists its product as uncharacterized. The record is from RefSeq and is a predicted model, not a curated record. Lineage: Eukaryota; Fungi; Ascomycota; Eurotiomycetes; Eurotiales; Aspergillaceae. The transcript is spliced from 2 exons. Bases 1 to 282 code for a protein of 93 amino acids.